This is a messenger RNA of Cuscuta europaea, 4699 nucleotides long. The record is from the annotation of a GenBank genome assembly. NCBI's taxonomy places the organism in Eukaryota, Viridiplantae, Streptophyta, Magnoliopsida, Solanales, Convolvulaceae.
UAAUAAUCAGGAAAUAGCCAACGCUGCGUGGCGCGUAUAUCCAAAAUUGUGCUGCUUCACAUAUUUUUCUAACCGUUAAAUUUUCCCCCAAAAUUUUCUACACAGAACGGCGCCGGCUACGUGUGCGAUUCUUCACGGCCGACAAAGUCAUGGCUAUAAUCGCCGGUAAGGACGGCAAGCUAUGCUUUUCGUUUACGCUUCCGUUCCGAAAGUCUUCCCCGUCUUCUUUUAAUGGUUCAUCACUAGAACAUCGUCAGCCUCACAGUCAGAGGCAGCGUCAAGUUCAGAUUCUGUCGUGCGCUAGCGUAGUGUCCUCCCUAGCGCGAUCUCUUCUCCCUAUACCUUGUCCUUUGAAGCUCGACCCGGCAAAGAAGCUGUACUUCCCAUAUGAACCUGGAAAACAAGUUCGAAGUGCUGUUAAGAUUAAAAAUACAACCAAGUCCCAUGUAGCUUUCAAGUUCCAAACAACUGAACCAAAAAGCUGUUUCAUGCGACCUCCCGGGGCUGUUCUCGCUCCUGGCAACAGUUUAAUAGCAACAGAGCACGUUGAUUCUGUGGAUGGAAGUGACGCCUUUGAAGAUGGAUUUAUGGAUGAACGAACUGGAGGAGAACCAAAAGAGAUUGAAGGAAACAUUCGAGAGGAAUCAACAACGAAAUCAACAACAGAUGAAGGAGAUGCUUAAGACGAUGCAGGCAACGAUCGCGAAAUUGGCAGAGCAACAUCAAAGUCGUUCGCGAAGUGGAUCACAUGCCUCCUCUGCUUCGCAUCGCUCCUUGCACAGUACCUCACACCAUAGUCAUCGUUCGUCGCUAUCGCGCACAGGUUCGCAGUCAGAGUCGCGAACUACUUCCCAUGGCUCGCAAUCGCGAACUUCAGGUUACUGUUCACAGUCGCGAAACAGAUCGCAUAUGUCGCACACUUUGCACCAUUCAAAUCCUUCUUCGUAUAGCUCUUCGCAAAGUUCUUCGCAGGCAGAUUCGCGAAAGGUUUCUUCGCAGAGUUAUUUCCCUCCCACUCAGAGUUCGCCUCCUUCGUCUAAAGUCUCUUCUCGGAAUUCAGCUAGGUCAAAGACGGAGGAAUUACCUCUAUUCCACGAGGUUAAAGCGUACGCAUGGAUAGAGAGGAUGGAAAGAUAUUUCCGAGUCCAAGCUAUUGCAGAAAGAUUUAAAGUGGACCUUGCAGCAAAGGCAAUAGCAGAAGCUGCAGAUGGCUGGUUUCAAUGGUGGGAUUUUCAAAAGAGAGAAGAUAGUUGGGAGGCUUUAAAGGAAGAUUUGAUCAGGGAUUUUCCACCUAGAUACCAGCAGAAGACAUGGAAGACAGCAAAACCAGAGUCAUCGAGGUCUUUGCAUAUCUCUUCGCAUAGCUCUUCUCAUAGCUCUUCGCAUCAACAUUCAAAAAAAUUGUUGCAAGUAGGAGCUCUCACCUCGCAAUCGCCAGUUCUGUCAAAAGUUAAUUCUCAAUCUGCACAAGAUUUUUCCCAGUCAAUAAAGAAGAUUAUGAUGGAGACAAAUGAAUCUGUAAUCAAGAAAGUGAACAAGAGAGAUGAAAUCAAGGAGAAAAGACCAGUUAGUCCAUGGCCAGAUUAUGUUUCUUUUAAACUUGCAGAGGAUGUGGAUUUAAAUUCCAGCCAAGUUUCGGUUACUGACAAGCUUAUCCAACCAUGUUCCUUUGGAACUAGAGUUCUAAUGAUUUCAGAAACUAGUACAGAGGCUCAGGAGGAGGAGGUUGAGACCUUUUCAGGAGAAUCUGCUAUUAUAUGGGGAAACCACUCACAGAUUCAGGUUGAUGACAAGCCAGGGGUUGAGAGCAUGUUAGGCUACUCCCAGCUUGUCUUACAUGAUUCAUUUAAAGCACCUGGAAAUUAUCUCAUGUUGGAAGAUAUCUCUACAAAGACAGCUCUAUUCUUUCCUGAUGUUUUUGAAUUCAUCACAAGGUUAAUACAGAGAAUGACCCUUAAGAACUACCAGCUAGCUCUAGGCGAAGUUGUGGAUACAUCAAAAUUAUCAAAGAAUCUCUAUGGUGAUCCGUUCCAUUCUAUGGCAAGAUUUUCUGGAAUGCCAGGAAUUGUUAUUUCUUCUGAAUUUGCAUUGGAGCUUCCUGAUUUUCAGCUGAUGGGUGCAUUAUACAAAGAAACAAAGCCUAAUCUUAAAGUUGACAGCAAGGUGUGCAGUAUAAUGGAACAAAUGUUACUUCGGGGUCAUGAUGGGGAAAUACAAUUGGAGAUUGUUGAAGUCUUAAAUUCAGAAAGAGAAAUACAGCAUGACUCAAGUUCUCUUAAACUUUCUUCUGACCUGAGUGAGGAUGAAGUUUGGUAUGAGCUAUUCAGUGUGAAGUCUCACUCAAGAGAUAGGAUGAAAUCAGAGGCAAAUACUGUGCUAAGGCUGAUCAAGAAUUUUCCAUCUAGAAGACUAGAAGUAUGGGAACUGCUGCUACCGCCAUCAGCGAGGUACUGGGAAGGGAGAGGAACCCGGAGGAAGCUGAAUUCCAAGCUUGGUUUCUAUCUCCCAACCUUGAGGACAAGGUGGAUGUUUAGGGGGGGAGUAUUGAUAUGAAUCAGGCCCAUUAGACUAAGAAUAGAAAUAAUAACAACAAUAAAUGUAAAGACAGUAUAAAUAGCUUGGAAAGGGGAGUUAGUAGUAGGCUUUUUGACUCUUUGUCUUGGGACUUGGGAAGACUGAGACUAAUAAUCUCUUUUUUUGGGGGGCUACGGCUCAUUGGGGGCUUCGGCCAUUGUUACGGAACUGUUCUUCUUCAAUAAGAUUACAUUUGUGUUGCUUAAUAUCUUCUGUGAAUUUUCUGUACAUCGAGAGCUUGUUCUAACAGGUAACUAUGCAUGUAAAAAACUACAUUUAUAAGUACUGUUUUGCAAGUAGUAAUCUUUGAUUGUUGCACCAUUGCUCUAGUUUUCAAGUUCAUAGAGCCUCCAGUGAACAAUGAAAAACGUAAUCAGAAAAGCAGGGUGAAAUUCAAAAUCACGAGCAUCAAGGUUAAAGGAGAGCAGCAGUAUAAACCAAAUCUGUUUGAAGAUCUAAGUAAUCAAAGAGCUAAGGAACAGAUACUACAGGUUGUUUUUCUUGAUGCGGAACGUCGUUCUCCUGCUUUGAAGAAACUACAGCGCCAGUUGGCUGAGGCUGCUGCUGCUGCUGAGGCUUGCAAAAAGCUAAUGGAAGAUGCAAGUCAGAAGUUUAUUGGCGAAGGACUUGUGGCAGAUGAAUGGAAAGAAAGAAGAGAGAGAUACCUAGCUCAAGAACGCAUCGGAUCUGUUGAGUCAAUAUAAAUAAUUUGGUGGUUCCUUCAAUCACUGCUAUGCUCUAACUGGAAGAAUGUGCAUAUAUUGUAGCCUGAUGCAUAUACUCCAUUAAGUAACUAUGAAGAGAGACGAUUAUAAUGCCCUUGUGUCAUUUAAUCACGUUAUUUUACUCUUGCUACUAAUGUGUACUUUGCAUAAAAUGGCAAUAGUUGAUGGUAGUGUGUUUGUUAUUUUGUGGAUAAUUGGACAUAUGGAGUUCUAACCAGCUUCACUACAGCAGUAUAUAUGUACAUGCAGGGCUUCAAAAUUCUAAAUGGAAGAAAAAGGUAUGUCUCAUAGAAGGAAUUAUAACUUGGCAAGGGAAAAUUGCAUUAUUUUGUCCUCCCAUUGUUCUUUAUCCUAGAAUCUAGCCAUAUACAUUGUCAAUUUCGUGGAUUUUAGCCUUUCAAUGAUUUAAAAGGUGAACAAAUAGGCCCCUCACGUCUUAGUGCUACUUACUAAUGUUACUGUUUGGUGAUUCCACUACGAUCAAAGAGUGACAAAUUUAGUAAUCUACUUUAUAAGCAUUUGAGUGAUUAGAUUGCAAGAUUAGGAAUAAUAAUAGUCUGUCAGUUUUCCUUUAUACAGGAGUGUGGUCUUGUAAAUACGGUUUCAUUAUUUCCUUUAAUCAGGAUUUGGAAACAGAUUACUUAGCAACCUAAUUGAUAGUGCUGCAGUUAUGGGUGCGUUUUAACUUGUAAGCAGAUAAUCUCGAUCCGGUGCGUUUGUUUUAAUUGUUUAUGUGUUGAAAUGAAAUUGAUGAUAAAGCCGCCAGAUCACCAUUUAUUGCAUAAUAACGACAAAAGAUGUCCACAAAAGGCCGGCCAUCCUUCCAUCAUCAAUCGGCCGCUAGAAUUCCUCCAAAACCAUGUCUCUUCUCUCUUCGCCAACAAAACCACUCUCUGUCUUUAGAGCCAAACAAUUGCCAUCUCUAACCUGCUAUAUAUAAGGUCUUCUUCCACCAUUUUUAUCCACUUCCAAGUCUUGAAAAGAAGAAAAAAUCUUCAAAAGUAUACCUUGGUACGUCAAGAUGAGCUACAUUAGCAGAGUAUGCAUGGCGGCUACUGUUGCAGUGAUCGAAACGACACAAAGGGAAAAGUGCCCAUCAAAGUAUUACACAGCCUUUCGGACGGUGCGGCCAAGUAGCACCAGGACUGGCGGCAGCAGUGAGGUAGAAGUUGAUGAGUCUGUCCAAAAAGUGAUGCUUAUGAACUGCUGGACGCAGAGCUAGCUUGGGAAGAAAAUUUUGAAUUGAGUGGAAGUGCUUAAUUAUAUAUAAAAAAGUACUCCAUAUUAAAACGACAUACAUGUCAUUAAUAAAGUAUAAAAACGAUCUUUAAUUUCGUCAUUCCAGCUCAAAAGUACUAAAGCCUUACACUACUAUUGUUAUUUUCAUUUCAUUAUUACUA